CGCCCCUCCCUGAGUCUGACAUAACAAAUUUUAGCCAAUCACAACGCCGUGGGCGGAACUAAAAAUGAAACAGCGGAAGAUUCAAAACGAAGAUGGCGGCUGAAAAUGAUCACCAAAACAAUCUCAAACUGGACAGAAGGGGGACAAAAUGCAGUGUGUUUAUCAGGCAGGAAAAGCCAAACGCAAGCCAGCCCGUGAUCUUUAACCCAGACUUCUUUGUGGAGAGGCUGAGACAUGAGCAUCCACAGGUUUUCACGGAACUGGUACUGAGCAAUAUCACUCGACUCAUAGACCUUCCCGGAGAUGAGUUUGCCCAGCUCACCGGAGAGUCUGAGCCGAGGGUGCCCCCCGCCAGUGGCUUUCUCCGCUCCUUCAACUUCCUGAAACGGAAAGAUAAAGGAGUGGUUUUUGGUGCCCCAUUAACUGAAGAGGGAAUAGCACAGAUCUAUCAGCUCAUUGAAUACCUGAGUAAAAACCUUCAUGUAGAGGGUUUGUUCCGUGUGCCAGGCCACAGUCUAAGGCAGGCAGCCCUGAGGGAAAUGCUGAACGCUGGGGCAGAGAUAGAUCUAGAGACAGGCGACUUCCACCCCAAUGAUGCAGCCACAUUGCUCAAAGCAUACCUGGGAGAGCUGCCAGAGCCUCUACUCACGCACAGACACUAUCAUGCUCACCUGAAGAUUGGAGAACUGACUCGCCUUGAUGAUAAGUGGAACAAGACAAAUGUGCCUGACAAGGAACGCCAGAUUGAGGCGUUUCAGCUGCUUUUCAUGUUGCUUCCACCAGCCAACCGCAGCCUGUUGAAGCUGCUGCUUGAUCUGCUGUAUCACACUGCUCGCAAUCAGCACGUCAAUAAGAUGUCUGCCAUCAAUCUAGCCACAAUGUUUGCUCCACACAUCAUCUGGCCCAAAAACGUGUUGGCAAGUGACCUGCAGGGAGACAUCGAGAAACUGAAUAAUGGCGUCGCAUUCCUCAUCAGGCACUCGCAAAAACUGUUCAAGGCACCUGCAUACAUCAAAGACUAUACACGCUCAUACUUCACCGGCUCAAAAGCUCUUCAAUCUAAGGAUGACCUGACACUCUGUUCCAAAGAAGGGCUCAUGUGUGCAAUACCGGCUGCCUCCCCUUCUCCCUCCGUGAGAACGCUGGGAGGUGAGGUUUGCAGCAGCUGCACCGUCAGGUCAUCUGAGACUCAGAGUUAUACUGAGUCUGCCCUCAAAGAGCUGUACCAGCAGGUCAGCAGCAUGCCUGAAUCUGCCAAAAAGAAGAAACUCAUAAGACAGUUUGAAAAGCAGCAUCUGCAGACACCUUCAGCAGAGUCUCGAUCCCCAUUCAGCAGGAAACAUUGGCGUUCACGCUCUUUAGGUGGAAUUAUCAAGAGGAAGGUAUUGGGAAGCCAGGUAUUGACAGAGAAAGAAAACAGCAGAGUGCAGAGUCCUCUACCCAGCAGUUCCAGUGAUGGCCAGGGAAGAGAAAACAUCUGUGGAGGACUCGUCCAGGAUUGAUUGAUUCGAAAGACUGUGACUGUUACAGGGGUAUCGGAGGAUCUUCACAAGACGUCGACACAAACCAAACAGUGCUAUGCGCCCUCCAUAUGUUUUGGUGCGUUUAUGUCUCUACUCAGAUGUGUUUUUAGUUUAAGUCUUAAAGGUUAAUGAGAUAGCAGGGAUAUCACCCAGUCUAGUAAGUUUUACUUAAAUUAAGGGCUUCAUAGUAGGGCUUAAUGGACAACAAUGAGGAUGUUACACGCUCUAUUUUAACUCAAUGCCAUUUACUAGUUUUGAGAGUUCCUUCAAAAUUACCUUAUUUCUUGUUCAUUCACAAUGUCCUGCUGAAUGCAAGUUAUGUGUAUUUACACCAUUUUAGCUCUGAGUCUUUAGCUUUAUCAUCGACUGUAACAAGUUUAUUUAAUUUGCAAACCUAUUUUAUUUAUGUUCACUGGUAAUCUAGUGAUGUGUGAUUCUAGUGCAUCACACAUGCAUUGUGCAAGCUUUUCUGUUUGUUAAAUGUCCAAUUUGGUUGUGAAUUUAGUUUGACUUGAGCAAUAAGAGCAGAAGAAUAUUAGAAAAGUGAUGAAUUCACAUGUGCCUUAAAGUGAAUAUAUCUUAUAACUUACUGUUUUAUGCAACUUUAAUUUAUUUUUUCCCUCUAGUUUUCUUUUGAUACAUUUCUGAUAGCUUUAAAAGUACGCAUACAUUUCUGUGAAGAAUUAAUUUGAGUUUCGGUAUGUGGAAAAAGGAUGGGAGAUACUGACUGGAAGGCCGAAGGGCCGGCUCACAUGCGUUAUAUUUAUUCUUUUGUCUUUGUUUCCACUUUGCUCAACACUGUGAUACUUUCAAACUACUGUUACUUUAAACAACAUCUUGGUUCUGCCUCUUUACAUGGUAGUGAUUUCACACCAGUUUUGAUUCUUAUGCAACAUUGUACAGAGCUUUAUAGCCUUAUAUGCAUUUGUAUUUUUACAGUUAUUCAGCUUUUCAGUGUUUUAAAAUUGUAUUCACUAUUUUUAUCUUUUUAUUCGAUUGGUUGAAUGCAUAUGAAGAUUUCGUUUGCCUUCUACUGUGGUGCUUUCUGGGAGCGUUUGAGCCACUGCCACUUUUAAAGCCUCCUUGUUGUCUUGCUCCUUCAGUAGCAGAUUCCAGGUCAAUGGUCACUGUGCUUAGCUGUUACAAUUGAACUACAAUGUGACGAUUGCUGCAUGGUCAACCUUGAAAUACCAUGUAAACUGAUGAUGCUGUGAAGCUAUGCAACUCACUGUAUUAAAAGACGACAGGCUGCA
Acanthopagrus latus (yellowfin seabream) is the source of this 2776-nucleotide messenger RNA. Its product is annotated as rho GTPase-activating protein 19-like. Gene Ontology annotation, biological process: signal transduction; regulation of small GTPase mediated signal transduction. The record is from RefSeq and is a predicted model, not a curated record. Gene Ontology annotation, cellular component: cytoplasm. The transcript has 11 exons. NCBI's taxonomy places the organism in Eukaryota, Metazoa, Chordata, Actinopteri, Spariformes, Sparidae. Gene Ontology annotation, molecular function: GTPase activator activity. The coding region runs from base 93 to 1502 and encodes 469 amino acids.